GACGAGGAAACGUGAAGGAAACGAGAAGGAAGCAUGACGGUGGUCUGUGGUCGCUCAGGAGCAGAAGUCGCUGCGUUUUCUCUCUGUGUCUCUGUGUGAUGAAGGUGAUGAAGAUGCUGCUGCUCCUCUUCCUCGUCUCCUCAGCUGUUUUCAGCUGCUGUCUCGCGCUCAGCUCUCAUUUCAGUGCAGAUGGCGCUGCGCUCAGUGAGCUGUCCUGGACGUCGUCCCUGGCCGCGGUGUCCAUCUCCUUCUCUGCACUCUUCACCCUCGUCUUCCUCAUGUUGGCCUGUGUCUGCUGCAGGAAGAACAAAGUCCGCUUCAAGGAGUUUAAGAACGUGGACGGCGAUGACUUCCACGGCGACACACGUCUGGCAUCGCCGACGUCGCAGGGCAGCCCCGACGUCUACAUCCUGCCCCUCACUGAGGUGUCACUGCCGGUCGCUAAGCAACCAGUUCGAGCAGUUCAACUCCUGAAGUCAGCAGAAAUCUGUCGUCACAAUCUGCUUUACCUGAGAGACAUCGCCUCCUCGUUCCCUCUCCUGGAGCAGUUCUCAGCAGGUGAUGGCUUCCAUUCAGAGUCUGGGGAUGAUGUGCUAACGGUCACUGAAACCAGCAAUGGCUUGAACUUUGAGUAUAAGUGGGAGCAGGCCAGAGCAGAGCAAGACUCCUCGAGUGGCCUCGGUCAUUGUCAGGAAGGAUUUUACCCUCUGGGGGCGAUGUUGCUAGGAGGCUGCUCUCUGCAGAGUCUCAGUCAUGGAGUUUCUCCUUCUUACUACCACACAGAACAUCUACAUGCUCCUGGUGUACUUCCUGUCCUCAGUGCCCACAGCCCCUCAGUGAGCAGUGAAUACUUCAUCCGCAUUGAGGAGCCAAUGGGUUGUACCAUUGAUCCGGACUAUACCAUGUGCACCUACAGCCCAGAGUACCAGGGCAGCAGCGGGAGCUUCCUCAGUGAGAGUGCAGACUCUGGUGAGUGCAUGGCCUGCCCGUCACAGGCUCAGAACAUGGGUGUCGGUCCUUAUUGGUCAGAUGACAUCCACAAAUCAGAUGUGUACGACUCCAAUGACUCCAGUCCUGCGAUCUCCCUGACAAUGGAGCCGCUUUUAGGACAAGUGUUGCAUAACAGCCCUCUACGAGCCUGGGAGUCCAGCCAUUACGUGUCCUAUAAGGACAGAGAUGGUGGUUACUACUACGAUCCCUCACCGUCUUUAGGAAUAGAUCACUAUCUGACUGGAGGAGAGCAGUCAGGUGAUCAUCCUCAGGAAAGCUGCUCAAGAAGUUUGCGUCAAGCCUUGGGUGAGCUGGAAAACCCGUUGGGUAUAACGCCCUCUGCAGGCAAUCCACCUGAACAGGCCUACAGAGAUCCAUACCUGGACACAAGUCACACCUCCAUCAUCGGAAAGAAUGUCAGUGGAGGUUACUAUGACAUGAUGGGCUCGCUGAGGAAGACCAUGCCCAGUCAUACAAGACACAACAACCACUCUGUCAGCAUCAACAUGGACACAGAGGGGGUGCUCUUCAUCGGGCACAGGGACAGCGUUUCAGAAGAAGAAGAAGAAGAAGAAGAGGACAUUUUUGUGGAGAGAUAUACCUGCAACACCUGGCCUUCAAAACACCGCCACAGCAGCGCAGGUUGCAACAGACGGGCGAGUCACAGCUGCAGACCGGACACUUACGUGGAUUUCUACUACACAAUGCCGAGUACAGACAUCGAAGACUCGUGGCCAGAAGAUCAUAGCCUGGCUUUCCACUCUCUACCCAAACCUAUCAACUAUCCUGAGACCCACCAGGCCAAAGACAACAGUGCCUGCCUAAGCCUGAGCAAACACCACGCAGCGGUGCCUUUAGACAAGUGCAACACCUACAUCUACCUGUGCCACGAGGGGGAGGCUCCAGCACCAGUGUCCGGAGAGCUCUGCCACUCGUGCUUUGUUGAGCCACUGUCCGGCUUGUUAGUCAGAGACAACAGCUACAGUCACAACUAUAUUCACAGCAACUACAUCGCAGAGAAGAUCGUCGACACCCACUGCAGUGAGGAGAUGAUCAACCUCUCGCCGGCUCCGGGAGGUCCUAAUGUGGCCAGAACCUCCACGACAAAGAACGAGGUGAGUGGAGAGCUUUAUAUCGACCUCGCACGAGAGGAAACCUCUCUCAAAAAGAAGAGGGAGAAAAAUCUUAUCAUGCAAAAAACACCAGAGCAUAAAAUACAAGAGGUGACACUGACUCAGCUCAUAGCGCCUCCUGCUGACAACAUGCACGUAAUGGUGGUUCUCGCCGAUGCGGAGUCAGAGGAGAGUCACGCUGGAGACAGUGGUGUCGGCCGAGGGAGCUCCAGUGUUUGUGUUGCUGAUAUCCUUGACUGCAGUGACGAUGACAUCACAGAUGAUGUCACUGAUGUUACCUCAGGAAUCUUUGUUGAUGACUGCAGUGAGCUGAACAUGUCUCCUGCCCUGAAGACAUUACAGAAGCAGGUGGGAACUCCUGACUCCAUGGACUCAGUGGAUCUACCACCUGCAACUGGACCUUGUGAAGAUUUUAGCCCCGCCUCCUGUCAUCCUUCCAGCUCACCUAAAGCUAUGGAUAGUGGCUAUGACACUGAAAACAAUGAAAGUCCUGAGUUUGUGCCUAAAGAGUCUCAUGAAUCCCGCGAACAAGGUGUGGAAAAGCUCACCCUUGAUACAAGCCCGGAGGAAGAAGAGUUCCUGGAGGAGGAAGAAGAGGUCCUGGAAGAGGAGGAAGAGAUCCUGGAGGAGGAAGAAGAGGUCCUGGAGGAGGAUGAAGAGGUAGAGGUCCUGGAGGAAGAGGAAGAGAUCCUGGAGGAGGAAGAAGAGGUCCUGGAAGAGGAGGAAGAGAUCCUGGAGGAGGAAGAAGAGGUCCUGGAGGAGGAUGAAGAGGUAGAGGUCCUGGAGGAAGAGGUCCUGGAGGAGGAGGAAGAGGUCCUGGAGGAGGAAGUGGAGGCCAAAGUCAUGCUCGCAGAAGAUGAACCAUCACUGGAUCAAGACUUGAACUCAGAAACCCCCCACAGUGGUGAGCACAUGUUUUUACCGCUCAGUGAUGAGACUCCACACCGAGACUCUGCUUACUUCUCAGACUACGAGAAUGAGAGGCAGGCGAGGGAUGAACAGGAAGAACAAUCAGAGAGAAGAAGAGGUGAAGAAGAGAGGGAUGAGAAAAGGAGGGAUGAAGAUGAGGAAUCUAAAGACACUGCAGCAGAGACAGAGAUGGAGGAAUAUGUGACAGAAGAGUACGACCAUGAAGAAGAGCUGCUUCUGCCUCUGGAUUCUUCUGGUGCAGCCUCACUCACAGAGGGGACACUGGACGAAUGGCCGUCCCAGGAGGAGAGCUCGUCUCUGGGGGACUGGGCAGCUGAGGUGGUGGGAGCCAUGGAGGAAGCUCUUGGAGCUUUGCAUGGAGAUUGUUCUCACAAGGACGAAGAGGAAGACGAGGAAGAAGAAGAGGAGGUCAAGACAAACUCCAGUGAAACCUCAGAAACAACAGAAGAGCCAGUGAUCAAGACAAUCCAAAACAGAACACCAGGUGAAUUCACGCACUUUUUACCAAAAGAUGAGGUGGCGCUGCAGCACACGGCAAACGCCAGGCGUUUUUCUUCUUCUUCUCCUCCGCCUCCGUCCAUGCCUCCUCUGCUCAAAGCAACAGGAAGCCAAGGAACUCCAGCCGAUGGGGAGGAGGCAGACGAGGAGGACGGUGACACCGACGACAGCGAAGAGUCCGAUGACGAGCUGCAACCAUGCGGUGGCGAGGAGAGCGAGGACGAGUGUCAGCUGGUUCCCAUCGUGGUGAGCGACAACAGCGACGCCUACAAACUGCGAAGUCUCCUCAAGACGAUCACAGCGGAGAAGAUGGAGGAGGAGCCAGAACGCAGGAGGAAGACGGUGUCCUUCUUUGAUGAUGUCACAGUUUACCUCUUUGAUCAAGAGAGUCCGACGAAGGAGCUGUCAGAGCUCAGCCUUCCUGUAGCAGCAGAAGGUCAGAAGGUCAGAGGUCAGAACGCCUCCGACGACUCUGAUGGAAACAUUUCUGAAGAGAGUGCAGCUUAUGAGUGGGACGACGACGACUUCCCCCUCUUUCCUCUACCGACGUCCUCGGUGACAUCACAGUCCCCGCCCAUUCUUGCCACCCAUAGCUCCACCCCCAAAGCUCCGGCAGCCAGAGCUCAGUUGUCGAGAUUCACCAUCACUCACAUCUCAGACUCUGACUCAGCAGGAGGAAGCGGCGAAGAGUAAAGGGACAUUUACCACUUUUUCAGAAAACAGCAUGAGACACAAAGACAGUGAGGACACUGUUCGUCAUGUUUGUCAGAAAUAAUCCAGAGGACGAGAGCGAGUGAGAAAAUGACGACGCUUUUUAAGAGUUUUUUAAAAACACUCAAUCACAUGAUUUUUCAGAAGGAACGCGACAGACGUGAAUGUUUAUGUUUAACAUAAAUACAGCAGCAAGUGAUAGAUUAAGAUUAACGUGGUUCAUCAUCUUUUACAAAUAUAGCCAUGCAUGAUUUAAAUAAGAAAUAAGGUCACACACACACACACACACACACAAGCUCAGGAAUCCUGAAAAUUCACAUCCAAACAAAACCACCAGGAGGCGCACCAGCUCUCAUGACAGCCCGCCUGAGGUAGGCUCCGCCCACAACGACUUAAUCACCUGAGGUAGGCUCCGCCCACAACGACAUGACUUUUUUGUAGUCAGUUGUUACCAAAGCUGUAAUUGUGACCUUUGACCUUUCUGCUAAAGAAAUGUGUACGUGCAGCUGCUCAGUGGAACAGCAGGUGGCACUCUCUAUUAGAAUUAUGACUUUUUCUUUUUUUUAAUCUCAGAAUUUUUAUUUAAUAAUUUUGACUUUAAUCUCAGAAUUUUGACUUUAAUUUUAGAAUUCUGACUUUUUCUUUAAUCUCAGAAUUCAUGCUGUUUUAUUUUUAUCUUUCUCUGAACUGCUCUGUGAUUGGUCAAAUUCUCUGUGAACACGAUCAACAGCAGAAGUUUUAGUUCUUUCUAUGAUUCACAUUAUUAUUUAAAUUAUUCACAUUAUUAUUUAUGUUAUUAUUUAAAUUAUUCAUGUUAUUAUUUAUAUUAUUUAUGUUAUUAUUUAAAUUAUUCAAAUUAUUAUUUCUGUAAUGAUGAUGAUUACAGUGAAAACACAAACAUGUUAAAAAAAUAAAUAAAUAUUCAUCCAUACAAUUAUAAUUUAGUUUGUUCUUCAAAAUAAAAGCAUUUCUAUAAAACGAGCUGUGUGUGCGUGUGAGUGUUUGUGAGUGUGAGUGUAAGUGUGUGUGUGUGUGUGUGUGUGAGGACACUCAGGACAGUUGUGUAGUUAGAAUCUUGCAGAUGUGGAUGUUUGAUGAUGAAAAUCAGAGACAUUUUCUUGUGUUUAUUUUUGUCUUGUUUGAAGUAACAAAGAUAAAAGGUUUCAUUUGUGUUCCUGGUGUCAAACAUGAAUAAAGAUCAGCUUUGAUUCUUUCA
This is a messenger RNA of Solea solea (common sole), 5478 nucleotides long. It is a transcript of the gene lmtkb, whose product is annotated as apoptosis-associated tyrosine kinase b. NCBI's taxonomy places the organism in Eukaryota, Metazoa, Chordata, Actinopteri, Pleuronectiformes, Soleidae. Gene Ontology annotation, biological process: brain development; peptidyl-tyrosine autophosphorylation. The record is from RefSeq and is a predicted model, not a curated record. Gene Ontology annotation, molecular function: protein tyrosine kinase activity.